This is a messenger RNA of Papilio polytes (common Mormon), 1658 nucleotides long. It is a transcript of the gene Sptr, whose product is annotated as sepiapterin reductase. Lineage: Eukaryota; Metazoa; Arthropoda; Insecta; Lepidoptera; Papilionidae. Bases 482 to 1285 code for a protein of 267 amino acids. The transcript is spliced from 3 exons. Gene Ontology annotation, biological process: tetrahydrobiopterin biosynthetic process. The record is from RefSeq and is a predicted model, not a curated record. Gene Ontology annotation, molecular function: sepiapterin reductase (NADP+) activity.
CUGAGUUGUCAUAUUUCUCAAUGUCAAACUUUGCAUUGGUGCUUACAGCAUACUUCAAGUUUUUGUCGAUUUUGCUUAAUAUCUAGAUUGAAUUUCUCAUGAUCUGAGUUCAACCAAUCGCUACUGACGUACAUACAAUAUAUCAGCCUUUGAAAGGUUGUAAGUCUCAAAAGUUUGAUGGAUCCGUGGGGCUGCGAAGUUGUAAGCGAGUCAAAAGUAUCGGCAUUUGAGGAUAAUUUCAAGCCCUCUGAAGGUUUCGAGAAACUGUCAGAUUCCGCUGAAUAUCUCGCUAUUUUAGAAAGGAAACUGAAGGCUGUCAGAUCAAAGAAUAAAGUUGUUGAGAACUUAUCUGCCUACAGAGCUGACUGUCUCAAUCGUCUGCUGCGUGAAGGCUGUGAUCUGGAUCCAGUCAUCGGAGACACCGACGAAGAGAAACUGCUUCAGGAGUAAUUAAAUUAGUUAAAUAAUAUUGUAAGUAAAAAUGGCAUCCUCAUCUUGUAGUAUUGAUCUGUCGGGGCCCACUUAUUGCAUCGUAUCAGGUGCUUCCCAAGGUAUAGGUCGUGCGAUUGCCGCUGAAGUAGCGAAGCUAUUAGGCCCGAAGUCACUUAUGUUGCUUUUAGCACGUAAAGCGGACGAAUUGGCUAAAACUGCUUCUAUGUGUCAAUCUGAUAACGUAAAAGCUAUCUAUAAAUCAAUUGAUUUGGGUAAAGCAACAACUAAAGAAAUGAAUGAUGUUAUUGUAAAUUCUCUCGAAGGUUACAAAGUGAAUGAUUUUGCAACUUGUCUAAUUUUCCACAAUGUUGGAUCUUUGGGCAAUCUGGCUAUAGAGACUUCACGGAUUGAAGACUCUAAUGAACUUGCAGAAUAUUACGAUCUAAAUGUGUUUAAAGUUAUAUCUUUGAAUACUCAGUUUUUAAAGAUUUUUGAGUCCGUUGAGGAUAGAAUUAUUAUUGUGAAUGUAACAUCUUUGUGCGCUAUCAAGCCAAUGAGUGGUAUGGCUUAUUACUGCAGCGGUAAAGCCGCUAGAGAGAUGUAUUUUAAAGUACUGGCUGAAGAGAAAAAGCACAUUAAAGUGUUGAAUUACUCCCCGGGACCGGUGGAGACAUCUAUGAUUGAUUAUGUGCUAACGGAAGCAGUUAAUGACAACUUAAGGGAUGUGUUUACGUCAUUUAAAAAUCAAGGUGUAUUACUAAAACCUGAUAUGACUGCUCGGAAAUGUAUGAAAGUUCUCCAAGCUGGGAAGUUUACUCCCGGAGAGCAUGUCGAUUAUUUUGACGAUGAAUGAAUAUAUUAACAACUGCCAAUUUUUUAUUGUAGUGGCAUUAAAUGUUAGUAAAUGCAACUUAUAGAAUCUCUAUAUCCUGUUUAGUAGCUUAGAAGUUGUCUUUAAAUGUACUAAAAAACUACAAUGUAUACUUUAAUGCUUUAUGUGUUUCACAUUACAUUUUUACAUUCCUAUAAAAAUUACUUUAGGCUUAUAAAAAUAUGGAAACUCUUUGUAUACUGAAAUCUUUAAUGCUGGUUAUGUAGAAAAAAAAAUAGUACACUACUAAUAAAUUGCCAUUCAAGCAGUUCAAGAAUCCCUAUUUAAUAUUUUUCAUAUAUUCUAUUCUAUACUAAUUAAUUUUGAAUAAGAAUGUGCAUUUUAAUUACUUUUA